This is a messenger RNA of Gastrolobium bilobum, 1398 nucleotides long. RefSeq names its product peroxidase P7-like. The record is from RefSeq and is a predicted model, not a curated record. Gene Ontology annotation, biological process: hydrogen peroxide catabolic process; response to oxidative stress. The transcript has 4 exons. Gene Ontology annotation, molecular function: heme binding; peroxidase activity. Bases 39 to 1001 code for a protein of 320 amino acids. Lineage: Eukaryota; Viridiplantae; Streptophyta; Magnoliopsida; Fabales; Fabaceae.
ACAAAGAGCCUAAGUAAGUUACCUAGAGGGUUUAAGCGAUGGCUUCAUUGUGUUCUAGAUUUACGAUAAAUUUGGCUCUCUUUGUCCUCAUAUUGGGGAGUGCCAAUGCACAACUUUCUACAAACUUCUACUCUAGUUCUUGUCCAAAACUCCUUUCCACCGUGAAAUCCACAGUAGAAUCCGCCAUAUCAAAGGAGGCCCGCAUGGGUGCUUCUCUCCUCCGCUUGUUCUUCCAUGAUUGCUUCGUCAAUGGAUGUGAUGGUUCAAUUCUACUUGAUGACACAUCAAGCUUCACAGGAGAGAAGAAUGCAAACCCCAACAGGAACUCUGCUCGUGGAUUCGAUGUCAUUGACAACAUCAAAUCAGCCGUAGAGAAAGUGUGCCCAGGAGUUGUUUCCUGUGCUGAUAUCCUUGCCAUCACUGCCAGAGACUCCGUUGAGAUUCUAGCAGGACCUACUUGGAAUGUGAAACUUGGAAGAAGAGACUCUAAGACAGCUAGCCAGUCUGCUGCAAACAAUGGUAUCCCAGCACCCACUUCUAGCCUCAACCAACUCAUAUCAAGGUUCAGCGCUCUUGGACUUUCCACCAAGGACUUGGUUGCAUUGUCUGGUGGUCAUACAAUUGGACAAGCAAGGUGCACCAACUUCAGAGCACGCAUAUACAAUGAGACCAACAUAGAUAGCUCGUUUGCAAGCACAAGAAAAUCAAGCUGCCCCAGGGCCUCAGGGUCAGGGGACAACAAUCUUGCACCCCUUGAUCUCCAAACUCCCACAUCGUUCGACAACAACUACUUCAAGAACUUAGUUCAAAAGAAAGGUCUGCUCCACUCUGACCAGCAACUAUUUAAUGGUGGGUCCACCGACUCCAUUGUGAGUGGCUAUAGCACAAAGCCAAGCUCGUUUUCAUCUGAUUUUGUAAGCGCCAUGAUCAAGAUGGGAGAUAUCAGUCCUCUCACUGGCUCCAAUGGAGAGAUCAGAAAGAAUUGUAGAAGGGCCAACUAAGUCUGAAUAAGGGUCCUACACAUUUAUAAAUAUUGUGAUUGUGAUAUGUUUAUAAUAGGGUUUAGUAAUUCUGCUUUUGCUAUGCAACAAAUUUUCUCUACCACACUUGAUAAUAAAAUACUUUUUUUGUUUUUGAGACUCACUCGUUUUUAUACAAGUGUGGCGGAGAUAUUUUAUUUGCAAUUAAAGCAAAAGGAUUGAACUCUUUAUAAUAAGGUGUUAAAACUUGUUUUCACUUGCUUGGUAGUGGGUCCCUCAUCCUUUUUAUUGUGCUUUCUUUUACUUCUUUUUUUUCCCCUUUACAAUAUUGUACCAAAGAAGGAAGAUUGGUUUGAUGAUCUACAAGUUCGCUCGCCAUUUUCCUUAAUAAUGCUCCAUUCGGAUUCUGUUUUUGUUA